This is a messenger RNA of Haliotis rufescens (red abalone), 13049 nucleotides long. RefSeq names its product protein PALS1-like. The record is from RefSeq and is a predicted model, not a curated record. Lineage: Eukaryota; Metazoa; Mollusca; Gastropoda; Lepetellida; Haliotidae. Gene Ontology annotation, molecular function: protein binding. The transcript has 13 exons. Gene Ontology annotation, cellular component: adherens junction; plasma membrane. Gene Ontology annotation, biological process: establishment or maintenance of polarity of embryonic epithelium; protein localization to plasma membrane; generation of neurons. Bases 2819 to 5638 code for a protein of 939 amino acids.
UGUACGUAUCUGAGAAAGUCAUCUGGAACAGCUACAAGCACGGGGUCAGUAAUAUGUAUAGCAACUGGCCUAGCAUUUCUGGAAGGGCAUCCAGGAGAAGGGAGAGGCUGUCUCUCUAAAGGUCUUUGAAGGCUUUUACAUACAGACAAAUGGACAGGUGAAACUCGAAACCUGCUUGACGACUUCCCAUGAAAAAAUCAACCAUACUGGCAUAUAAAUGUUACAUGAAGUCGAACGCUGUGGUGAAAUGUCAAAGUGUGUAGAGACACUUGCUGGAGGACACAGUGACACCUGAUGGCGACAUGCAGCAAACAGUUCCUGGUUGUCACAAGUCUGUACAACAUGGUACAGGCAGCCAUCGAUAGGGCAUUAUUCCUGGUACUUUAGAUGUGUACUUGGUUCGGAUCAGGUAUCAUACAGGUUAAAACUUUGAUGUGUGUAAAAAGGAUUUAAAAUUUGUCGACACCAAUACCAGCAGUUACCUGAGGUUUUUACAGUUUUCUGUUGUUGAAGUAGCAGUGACUAUGUGAUGCCAAUUUAGCAACCUUUGCUAAAGAAUACAAUUAACCUGCACAUGGACUUUCACUGGACUUGUUGCAUACUACAAAGAGUUGUGUGGAGGUGGAUAAUAGACAGCUAUCCUACUUGACUCUUGUGAUGAACCUUCUCCUCGUGAGGCCCUGAUAGGAUAUGUUUCUACUGAGGUAUAUCAGAUAUGAUAGCCAAGUGUAGCAAUGGAAGCCAUCAUGCAGACAGGCUUGAGAUAACCUCUACAUCAAAGCCAACAUUUUCAUACAACAGAACUCUGCUGAUCUAUUUAGAUGUUUCCCAAAGACGUGAUUGGUUUUCAGCUGGUGUCUAGCUGAUAUACAGUGGAGUGGGAUCUCUGAUAACUUGCCAUCUGGUCAAGGAAAACACAGCAAUAAACAUGCCGACUCUGGAAUGCUUACAGUGAGAAUAUUGUCAGAUAUUGUACCAUUUUGUUCAGCAGGGAGUUUUAUUGCUGACUGAAUUAUUGCACGGUUCGUUAGGCAACAUACAGAGAAUAAACAUUGAAUGACUUGUUGCAAACCAAUUCUGUAAGUGGUUGCUAAGAUAUUGUGUCAUUUUGUUCCACAUGGAGCAGGCCUACUGACUGAAGUAUUGUAUAGUUUACAAUACCACAGAGGAAUACAUCAAAUGACUCAUGGCCUCUGUUGUCUGGAGGCUCAUCUGAUGAAAGGGAAACUUUGUUCAGGAUAGAUAGUCUUUUCUUCCAAUUGAUACUGUUUCAGAAAAUUGGAUAAUGUUUCCUGAGAAAACGUUGUCUCUAGUUAGUUCCAGAUAAAGGUAUGGAUUUUCCCCAAACAUUUUGCUGCAAGCGUGUCAGGUAACAGCCAGUGAUCACAGACCUGAAUAUUUUAUUAAUUAGCUGCAAAGGCCACGGUUUGGUCUCAGAUGGAAACACUGACUUUGGUGGUACAAUCACCAGGUAGUACAGAUGAAAUACCAUUAUCAGGACAAUAGGAUAUCUGUCUGUUCUUAAUUGCCUGUAGUUAUAGAAAACUACAACCAAUGUCCUGAUCCCUGCCUGAGAACACAUGUAAUCUCUCUCAGUUAUAAACUGUUCUGAUUGAUGUGGGCAAACAUACACGUGUGACUAUCAGAACCAACUUCAUAUCAGCAAUUACCAGUGUAGGGUUGCCUUGGAACAUCCUCUUAUCAACUGGAUUUUUUUUUAUCAUGUUUAUGGUACAGAGAAGGAUUUCAGCGUGGGUGGAACCCAGCUGUCAGACUCGGUCAACAUUGCCCCAAUGCUAUCAAGUUCUACAUGUUGCAUGCAGAGAUCACAGAUGAAUGAUAGGACAGAUUGAAAAGAGUAAUACACAUCAGAGCUGGAGGAACAUGUUUCAUCGUAUUGGUGUUAUCUAUAGUGUGAUAUAACAGGCAGUGAUUCAGUGUGGAGAGCAUCAACUUGGUUGAGUAAGCCCUUUGUUCUUAGAGACUAAUUAAAGCGUGACAUCAAAGGUCGUAUAUGCCUAGUUACAUGCAUGUGCCCUGCAGGGGUUCUAUGCUCAGACUAGAACAUCAGCUAUUCUCCUGCGACACUCCAUGAGUGACGGGACAGUUUGUUUCCAGUCUUGUGUGACCUUGACUGUGUCUGGUUGAAGAACCAUUCUGCAAGCUGAUGAAUGAUUUAAGUUUGCUCUUCAGUGAACAUUUAUAGAUCUACAAGGAUAUGGUGUUGAGCUGCUGGAAUGCUACUUUGUUCCAAGGUGAUGGGAGAAUCAGACAGUUGGGCUGAUAACGUUGCCCAUGGAUGACUUCAGAAUUCUAAACACAGUGGGUUUUGGUUAAGGAUGUUUUUAUAACCAGGUACAUUGAUAUCAGUUUUCCAGAAUCUGAAUCAACCAGGAGAUAGCACCAGCCUAGCUCAGAGGUGGUGGAAGAUAUCAGACAACAAUUAUAUUUCUUUGGACAUUUGGAUUAUCCUGAAUACAGUGGCUUUGUGUUUUAUCACGGAUGAGUUUUGGUGUGUGGAUAUGAAAUAUUAGUUCUUCCUGUUUGAUGGAGCAGAGGAUUAUCACUGUGUAACAACUCUCGUGCUAUCCAGUGUUGAAGCGGCCAGGGUGAUCAGUGUUGUGAUCCGGGACGUACAGCAAUGUGAUGAAGUAUGUCCGUUCCUCCUCCUGACCCCCAACAUGGCUGACAUGGUGGCAGUGGUUGGAAACAUAAAUCUGUCACCACUGCUGUGGAAACAAUGAACCAACACCAGUACGUGUCGGAGGUCACCAUAAUGUGUUUGUAGUGUAGUUCCUGAGAUUCCAGGGAGUGGAUCAUGUAUGUGUAUGUAGUAGGAACCCUGCAGAGUGGGGAAGAGCAGGCCCAAUCACACCGCCAGGUUUCUGACAUAGAGAAGGUUCAUGAUGCUUACAUCAUAGCGGUUGAAGAUGGCACAAAGCAUCACCUUGAGAGCCUACCAGCUCUACAGAGGGUCACCCCGCGGGACAUGACUAAACUCCUCAACAGCACCGACAACAGCGAGGCAGGCUCAGUGCAGUCUGAUAUUUCUGUGGAGGAUAAUACCGUAUACGUUUCGUCAAUGCCGACCGAAAAGACCCCGAAGAAGAAGAAGGCCAAUGGGCAUGCCAAGAAUGGCGAUGUGAAUGGUAGUUCUGAACUGAUUGAGAUGAACGGGGUUCUGGAGAAAGAGAGCCCGAAGAAGGGCAAGAAGUCUAAGAAGGAAUCCCGCAAACAGAAGGUGGCCAGCACCUCUGAAACCCCUCUCAUUGAGGAGAUGAAUGGGUCGGACAGACUCUCUCGUAAUGGCAACACUCUCAGUCAGAACUCGCUCAACCUAUCAAAGGACAACAUAUAUGCAUAUGACAGUGAGGAUUUUGAUCCUAGUAUGCAGAACUCAUUUGAAUUUGAGGAUUCAGGACCUCAUAGAGAAAUGGCGAUUGAUUGCCCUGACAGUUUUGUGGGGACAAUUAAAACUGCUCCACGCUACCCGCCGCCCAACCAGAACAGCUUGCCCCGAGUUCCACCAACCACCCCCAUGAAACAUGCUCUUGAUAACUCAAGUGAGAACAUUCACACAGAAGCAGUUCUGAAUGAUGCUGCAGUUGCAAUGGGCAACCAACAGCAGCAGCCAACAAUGGAACAGUUGGAGAGAUUACGGAAACAUCAGGAAGAACUCCGGAAACGUCGGGAGGAAGAGACAAGGCACUUCCAGGAGGAAGAGUUUCUCCGAACAUCGUUACGCGGCUCCAAGAAGCUGCAAGCGCUUGAGGACAAGAAGACUGUGCCGGCAAGUGGUGUGGUCAACACAGCGUUCAUUGAUGGGGAGGAUGAGGAGGUCCAAGAUGGAACGCUGGACUCGAGUGAUCCUCUCACGUCGCGGGACAGGUUCCAUGCAAAGCGAGUUGACAUGGGGGAUAUGUUCCAGUCACUGCAGUAUGUCCGAAGUCAGCUCAAUUCUAAUGAAGACCAAGGAGAUAUUACCUUUCUUAAGAACUUGUUUCUCAACGGCAAGUUUCAACAUGCUGUUAACAUACACAACAAGAUUGUGGAAGUGACUUCUCAAUCCCCACAGCCACGCCCAGUGGCAAGCAAUGGCCAAAAUAGUGCUAACAAUGUGAUCAAUUCUGUGCAGCAAUCAAAAGAACAGUUAUCGGAGGAGCUCGUCAGUUUACUUAAUAGGCCACAUAUGAAGGGUGUAUUGCUUGCACACGACUCUCUAGCCCAGCGAGAACACGAGCCAGUGACGGUGAACCAUGUCCACGCCCUCCCGCACACACUUGCCCUCACCCAGCCCGAUGCCAGUGAACCCCUUGAGUACCCCCUCAUGCCUUAUGGCGAGGACAGCGUGAAGAUCAUCCAUUUAGAGAAGACCAACGAGCCAUUGGGAGCUACAGUGAAGAAUGAGGGAGACUCAGUGAUAAUUGGGAGGAUUGUCAAGGGUGGAGCAGCCGAGAAGAGUGGUUUGCUUCACGAAGGAGAUGAGAUACUAGAAGUGAAUGGCAUCGACAUGCGCGGCAAAAAUGUCAACGAUGUAUCUGAGAUGCUGGCCUAUAUGACAGGGACAAUAACAUUCAUGAUCAUCCCGACGCACAACUACGCAUCACCCAAACCAGCCGCCCGACCAAAAGCAGUGCACCUUCGAGCCCUCUUCAACUAUGACCCUGAGGACGAUGCAUAUAUCCCAUGUCGAGAACUGGGGCUUUCCUUCAUGAAGGGAGAUAUCCUUCAUAUCAUCAACCAGGAUGAUCCCAACUGGUGGCAGGCAUACAGGGAAGGCGAGGAAGAGCACCAGUCAUUGGCCGGGCUUAUACCCAGCAGGCUCUUCCAUGAACAACGUGAAACACUGCGUCAGACCAUGCCAGGAGACGGGAAGGACGCUAAGAAGAAGGGGCGAUCGUGUGUCUGUGGAAAGAGAGACAAGAAGAAGAAAAAGAAGAAACGCUCCUCCCUGUACACUGGGGCUGACGAGGAAACUGAAGAAAUCCUCUCAUAUGAAGAAAUGGUUAAAUAUUUACCUCAGCCGAACAGAAAAAGACCAAUUGCCUUAAUUGGCCCUUCUAAUGUUGGGAGGGCGGAGCUCAGACAGCGUCUCAUGGAGUCUGACUUUGACAGAUUCGCUGCUGCUGUUCCCCACACGAGUCGAGUCCGCAAACCUGAGGAAAUAGAGGGCAAGGACUACCACUUCAUCUCACGCACCAUGUUUGAGGCGGACAUCUUGGCUCAGAAGUUUAUCGAGUAUGGCGAGUUUGAAAAGAAUCUGUAUGGCACAAGUCUGGAGGCUGUGAGACAGGUGAUCCACCAGGGGAAGAUCUGCGUGCUCAAUCUCCAUGCCGACGCUGUGAAACCGCUGUACACAUCAGACCUGAAGCCUUAUGUGAUAUUCGUGUGUCCCCCGAACCUGGAGAAGCUUCGUGCUGUGCACGUUAAGCUGGGCAAACCAGCAACACCGGAUGACGAACUCAAGGACAUCAUAGAGAAGGCUCGUGAGAUGGAGGACAUAUAUGGCCAUUACUUUGACUACAUCUUGGUCAACCAGGACCUCAACAGGGCAUACGAUGAGCUCCUUCAAGAGAUCAACCGCCUCGAGAUCGAACCACAGUGGAUCCCGAAACCUUGGGUAGACACAUUCAUGUGAGAUGACCGGAGGCUGGUUGGCACUUGCUUCGGCAAUACUUCAUUCAUGGAUUACUGUGACCUGUCUGCUUCAUGUGCUACCAGACUAAUGUGUGCUCGGACAUAGGAGUGAUGAAGCAGAUACAGAAACAAUGGGAUACUCCUGUGAUGGUCAUAGGACCACGUUAUGAAGCAUAUAACUACGCCAGAGUGAAAGGUGGCUGGUAUGGUAUGUGAUCAAGCUGUGAGAGGCCAGCUCACAAUCAAUAUGUACAUUUGAACCAUGGAUGAUGUCUAGUGUGAUAGUUCUGAGUUCAUGUGACAAGAUCAGCAUUAGCCUUAUUGAGGGCCAAACAGGCAGAAGCGCAUCCACAGUUGUGAAUCACUCAACACAGGAACAAUGUGACUGGUUCAUAACGCUACUAUCAAAUAACUUCAAGUGUAUAUUGAACAGAAGACAAUGUGAACGCAGCUUUCUAAUACCUUCCAGUGUAUAAGGAACUGAACUGGGUGAUUCGACACAACAGAGGAAGUGUUCUGUAUUUAAACAAGGAAGCCUGAUGGAACAGAUGACGAUGAAUGGGAUGUUUCUAGGACUGAUGUUUUUAAUUGUGACAAGCAAUAAUCAAGACACCAGACAAUGUGAGGUCUGAUGGGAAUAAAUCUUCAUAACAUGCUACUCGGAACAUGUGCACUGUCCCUUGUGUAUAAACCAUGCUCAAAAGGCAUCUUGUUACCAUGGUUACACCAUGUAUCUUGUCUGUGACAUAUAACUUCAUUUUGGGAGUAAUCCUCCUGGUUGCAUUGCACAAGUUCAACCCAUAUAAUAUUCAUGUUUCACUUCUCUUCCCGUAGCUUUCUCCACAAUCAAGAUGAUACAAGUACGAGGUUGUGCCUUAUACAGAUCUGUUACCAUGGUUACCAAAGUUUUAAUUCUGUUAUGAGAUGGUUAAAGAGGUUUAUCAUUCAGUGGCUGUGGCCAUGUUUUUCACCAUGGUUGCUGUUGUGACGUGGCCUGCAUGUCUCACAAAGAGAUUGACAUGACAGACACAUGAAUCCGUCUACAUCGGAAUUUACAAGUAUGAAUAUUUUACUUGAAAGAAAUGGUUUUAUUUGUUUUUGCAGAUGAUUAUGGUUGAAAUAUUUUUAAUCGAUCUAAUUUUUGAAAUAGCUACUGUGGUCAAUAGUGUUCAAGGAUGUACGGUCAUUGAUCAUAGGUAAGUCAGCAAAAUGUAACUCUAGGUAGGGUUCAAGGUCAGUGCAGCAAGACUAAAUUUCAUUAUGUUACUUCUUCCAAAUUUAUGAAUUAAUGUUCAUAAUUUUGAUGGUUCCCUGUUAUCAAUGUCGCAAUGACACCAAAAUUCAUGACAUGGUAACAUUUUUUGCAUGGUGUCGUGUGGAAGAAAUUAAGGGUAACGUUACAUGUCUGUCAUGCUGGAUGAUUCUAAACAAAGAAAAGGUAUAAUAGCAGACACAAUUAUGAAAAGUUAGGGAAAUGAGGCUUUGAAAUGGAAUAUUGAAAAGUCUGUUUGUUACACUGAGUUAACUUAGAGCCUUAUGGAGAGGUACAUCAUGUGAACUUGUCUAUGGCCAAUGAGUGUAGGUUUUAGUGUUAGUGCAUAUUCAAACUUCAGAACACAUGGCCCCAAGAGAUGGCAUCCUCUGUAUCCAGAGCAUCAUAUCUCCAGUCUAUAAACAAAAACUCCCCGGACCCAUUCGCCUCCAAGACGUUGUUUCAAAAGUGACAUCACCGCCUCCAUUCCUCAUUUCACAAACUUAGUACAGAAUUCCUUUUGCUCAUAAGAGUAAUUUGAUUGGACAGCUGUAUUUACAGUUGUGAAAUUCGUAUCCCGCUCAAAGAAGCUAUGGUGGCAAAUGGGUCCAGGGUUUUUAUAAUGAUAGAAUGAAUAUAGUACCCUGGAUAAUCGAGGAUGAAAAGAUAGCUAUAGUCAAUAGGUUCAUGUUCUUCAUAAGGUCAGACAUUAAUUAUUCAAGGUGCUAAGGUCACUGAACUUGGUGUGUGAGGUCGCAAGCUGACCUGUGCAGAUAAUAUUUAUGCGUUAUCACCCCCUCAUCCCAAUCCAUGAAGCACAUGUAAACAUACAGCAUGCAUACAAUAUACAUUAUGCAAUAAUGCCAUUGUCCAUCAAUAACACUGUCUUCCAUACCAUGCAAAUAGGCCAUGAUAUAUGUCUGCUGUCAGUAGGAAUAUUAUCAUGAAGGUGUCCAUCAUUCACGCACCUGACCUUGUGUGUGUUGGGCAUCAAUACGGGCUGUAACUGACCCUCAGAGCUGCACUCUGGACACCCCUGAAACACCCCGAGACACCCACACCCUACCCCUGGAACACCCCGAGACACCCACACCCUACCCCUGGAACACCCCGAGACACCCACAAGACCCUGCUGGGACACACUGUUGCCCAUAUACUAAUGACACACAUGUUCAUCUUGGCCCUGACCAGUUGCUUGUCAGGAGGGGCAUGGGCAAAGUAGUAGGUCGGGUAGCCUAGUGGUUAAAGCGUUCGCUUGUCACGCCGAAGACCUGGGUUCGAUUCCCGACAUGGGUACAAUGUGUGAAGCCCAUUUCUGGUGUGCCCCACCAUGAUAUUGCUGGAAUAUUGCUAAAAGCAGCAUAAAACCAUACUCACUGACUGACUAGUUGUUAGGCAUAGAGUUUCUUUUUAAUUACUACUCAAUUUUGAUGGGGAUACUGUGGUAUUUAUUCCGUGCUUGUCACAAUUGGUAUGUUUAUCAGUGGAAUUGGCUGACCUUGUGUAUAAGCCGACACCACAAUUGACCCAUGCAAUCCCUUCCUAAAUUAUCCACUGAUGACAAGUAGUACCAUUGUCAUAGAAUAAUAGGAAAAUAUCUGCGAAAAGUUGAGUAGUAUCAAAAUUCCUGGGUAAUCGAUAAAUUUGACAUGUGUUUAAAUAAUGCCUAGCAACCCUUUUUUUAAUUGUAUUGUUUUCGUCAUCAGUCACCUUUAUUGUAUGGGUUAAUCAAAUAUUCCAUACCUGGGAAUGGACUGGGUCUUGAAUACAGCCCUGCAGGGUUCAGGGUACAGCCUGUGUCUUCCACCAGUGCAUGACUAGAUGUUGUUGUUUGUGUAUUGUACAGCACACAGGAUUCAUAACAUCAUACCAAGUGCACACAGGUAUACAUUCAUCACAAACAUAGAGUAACAUAUAUUUUCUCAUAUCCCAGAAGCUGAGAUUAUGUAUGUCUUGCGCUGUGGAGAAAUACCGUAUUCACCAUAUUAAGCACCCUGCUCCAAUAACCUUCCCUACGAAUACUGUGAAUUUAGACAGUAGGUCAACAGGAAAAGAGUGUGAACAAAAUUUACUUGCAUAACUACUUUUGUUUUGCUUCUCCUGUGAAAGUAGAUAAUUCUUCUCAAUGGAAAUAUUUCAAUUUGAGACAGAUUCAGCAAAGUUCUAAAUGUGAACAUUUGCAAAUGCUGGCAUUUAACACACAGUGAAACUAUCGUAAUACAAAUCCCAUUGAUCCUGAUCAAGUCCUGAUUUAGUUUACUCUCAGCAACAUCUUUAUAUAAACAAAGUGCACUGUUUCACUGUAUACAGUACAGACCUGCCAUUGGAAUAUGUGUGCUAGACUGUUCUUUCAUAUUCAUGCUGAUGUAUCAUCCAAAACUUGCUUCCGCAGGAGAUAUUGCUUGGGUGAAAUCCAGUAUUAUCUUCCAGGAGAUAUUGCUUGGGUGACCUCCAGUAUUAUCUUCCAGGAGAUAAUGUUUGGAUGACCACCAGUAUUAUCUUCAAGGAGAUACUGCUUGGGUGAGAUCCAGUAUUAUCUUCAAGGAGAUACUGCUUGGGUGAGAUCCAGUAUUAUCUUCCAGGAGAUAUUGUUUGGGUGACCUCCAGUAUUAUCUUCCAGGAGAUAAUGUUUGGAUGACCACCAGUAUUAUCUUCAAGGAGAUACUGCUUGGGUGACCUCCAGUAUUAUCUUCAAGGAGAUACUGCUUGGGUGAGAUCCAGUAUUAUCUUCCAGGAGAUAUUGCUUGGGUGAGAUCCAGUAUUAUCUUCAAGGAGAUACUGCUCAGUUACUCUCUCAGUUACUAUCUCAGUUUUUGCAGGCCAUUGUGACUCCUUUGUUAUGAUGUCACAAUCAAAUGGCAUCACUAAUCUCUCUGCCACUGAAGUUGGUCAGCUGUAUUGUUUACAAGAUGGAGAUGUUGGAGGAAUGAUUUUGGAUGAUAUAUUGAAUCUCACCCGAGUGUCUUUUGAUAUUAGAUAUAUCCACACUUGUUGACAAACAUUUAUGACUCACACUUGUGUGGAUAUGUUUUAUAUCAAAAGACACUCAGGUGAGAUUCUCUAUAGGUCUGAUAUUGAAAAUCAGAAAACAUAUACCAGUAUAUGGUCUCUUGUUAAAUUGAGUAUUUUCAAUAUUGAGUUAUAUUAUUUCAGUGUUAAGUUGAAUUAUUUCCGAGACAGUCGAAUCUUGUAAUGUUGAACUCGUGAGGAGACAUCAGGGGAAUAUUAUGUUUAAUUUGGACACUUGGGUCUCGCAAAUGAGUUUGAGACAACAGGGAAUUCGACACAUCCAAGUUUGACAAACAAGGUUCGACUGUAGUUGUAAAGAUUCUUCUAAACCAACAUUUUAUAGUGCUGGUGAGACUUUAAGUGUCGUAGGGCUGAGACCGAGGUUGACAGUGUGUGUUCUGUGGUUGUAAGUGUACAAGCAAUGUAACAGUCUUCUCAGUCCAUGCCUGCUGUGUCAAGAUAGCAACUGAAUUGUUGCAGAGAAGUAUCUGAAAAUGAGGGGAGAAAAUUGGGCAGAGUAACUGUCAAUUUUGUACGAUACUGUACGAUACUGCAUGUGUUAAUAAAUAUAUCAAACAGAGUAACACAUCAGAAAUGAAACUGCCAUUAAUUCAAAGAAUUAACUUUUUAUCCAUUUACAUUUUUCAGUGCUUGUGACUAAAAUACAUAUGUGUAUAUAGAAAAUAUCCUUAUACUCUGAAAAAAUGAGAUUAAUUGAUAUUUGUUUUUAAUUAUCAAGUUAUGAACUUUCUGCAGUUGAUACACAUUGAGGAUCACCGUUGACUCUGGUACCUUGAUUUCAACAAUCAAAUUUAUGCUGUCUUGUGUCCUUAUGAAUGUUUUCAUGGAUACAAAAAUGUCCUGUACAUUUAUAAGGAUUGAAAUGAGUGUGGAUGUCCCAUGUAUUGGUUGCUUGACAGCUGUUUCCUUCAGUGUGGUCUCAGCUCCCUGUAGAUUGCCUUGCCUGUGUACAUUGCCAGCUUAUAAGGACCCUAAGAGUAAUUAAUCACUACCUCAAUGACAAUGUACAGUAAAUCAAGAGAUGUGUCUUCAACAGCAACAUAAGGCCUAUGUAGCAUGUGUUUGGCUUUUAUGUUUUAUUUGUUGGUUUACAAAAUUUGGUGGCUAAAAUUCAAUGUAGAUGAUCAAAUUUUAAAAUUCAUAAUUAAUUGCAACUUUCAUUGUACUGCUGCUUAUGAAUGAAAACGAACUCGUACACGGUAGUAAGAUUGCAAAACGAUACCGAAAGACAAUAGAUGGGUGUUUUGUUAGAAUAACUAUUUUUAGACAUGAUAGUAACUUUUUCUCACGAUCAGCGGUGAUAAAAUCUGGCAUGUAUUUUUUUUCAUUUCACCUAGCUGUAAAACAGUCAGCCGAAAAUAAGAUUGUCAAGUCUUUUUUCAUCUUCUAAUUUCAGGUUGUUUUUUUUGUCAGUUGGACUUGUAAACCAACUAAAAAAAAUAUAAGGCCUUAGAUGAAAUAAAAACAUGUCUAAUGUGACCCUUCUACCUACUUUCUUACAUUAGUAGAACGAUACCUGGGAUAUUUUUAUUUUAUUAUAUUGCUACAACUUUUUCUUUCAUUUUCCAGUCUUAGUGGUUAAAGCCUAGUGGUUAAAGCGUUCGCUCGUCAUGCCGAAAACCCGGGUUCAAUCCCAACAUGGGUGCAAUGUGUGAAGCCCUUGGUCCCCAUGCGUGAUAUUGCUGGAAUAUUGCCAAAAGCGGCUAAAACCAUACUCACUCACACUCAUAGCUGGAAUAUUGCUAAAAGCGUCAUAAAACCAUACUCACUCACUCAUACAGCUGGAAUAUUGCUGAGUGCUGUGUUAAACUACAAAUAAACAAACUUGUACCUCGUUGGCCAACAAGCAAGCAUCCUCCAUUGCCAUAUUCAUCCUCCCUUGCCCAUCAGUGGCUUCUCUUCAAAUAAACAUUAUUAAAAUAAACGUCCAAAUAUGAUUGCCCUAUUACCUGAACGAAGCAUUACUGCUUGUGUUCUGGUGCCUGCCCAUGGUGUGGGAUGGAUGACAUGUUGCCAUAGUUACCUCUCAUGUUCCUCUAUAUGUCUUUGACUUGCAUGUUGUCUUGCCCCAGUGCCAGUAUUGAUGUUAAUCUGUCCCUGCACCAGUAGACUAUAGUAUACAAUUCAUUAGGAUUGUCAAAUUCUCAAAUGGCCAAGAUGUUAAAGGUGCUGUGAUUCGCUGUGUUGAGUUUCGACCCUUAGGCUUGCAGAAACCUACCAUCUUUGGUUUUAUUCAACCGAUUAUGUUUCUAGGCUUGUCACCACCAAACCUGUGCUUGUGGGUUUCACAUAGACGGUAAACAUCUAAAACCUGCAUCACUGAGGACUCUUUCCCACGUUAAGCUGACAUGCAGUGAAAUACUGUUCAAAGCCGAGUCCCCCUGCUGCGAUAUGGCUGGAAUAAUCUCACUCACUCACUCAAGCCAAGCUACCUAGCAAUAUCAUCACUACCAACCAAUGGAGAUAUAAAUAGCCAUAUUGUGCUGCUAUUUUGACUCUUUGGUUAUAUAUUGGCCAAUCAGAUUUCCUUCUAAUAAUAUAUGCCUUUGAUAUAUACCACUCAAAUAAAAGUUAAGAACACCCAAUUCUUUCAGAUUACUAUAGUAAAUCUGUCAGGCAUGAAAGAUUAACUAUAGUAUGUUAUGAAAGAAUCUUUUGAGUCACAUAUGUCAAGCAUAAAAACCGGAAAUUGUUAGUGUGUGCUGGUGCAAGGACAGCGCCCUCUGUACCUCUUGUCCCUGUGUACAUAGCUAUCUUUAUGUCCUCUGUACAUCCUCCCUCCUUAACCCUUGACAUGCUGACACCCUCACCUACUCACUAUAUACCUGGAGAAGCAAUAUGCUGAGACUCAUAGGGUCAAUAUGUUGUUUAUACAUUGUUAUAUAAUAGCAAACAUAUCCCAGUAAGUUCCCUUUAACUGUACAUAUAUGUUUCAUUUCAAGGAAUUCCCCAACUGAUGGAUUUGGGGAGUGUCUAUUUAUCAAAGUUUAUUAUAUUUUUACUAGAUUUUGUAGAGUUGUCCCUGCUCUGCCACAAGAUCAACAUAACCGACUUGUGUAUAUGUCAGUUAUUUUAUGCCAAGGGGAAGCAUAUCAUAAUUAUCAAAUCAUGAAUAAAUAUAUAAAAUGUA